AUGGUAGAAACGGAUAAUACUGAGGACCUUCCUGAGUUCACUGUCCUGAAUGUUUUAAAAGACAUUUAUAAUGGCAUUCACUCUUUGAUAUUUGACCCAUUGUGCAAUAAAAUUGUGAUUCCAAUAAUAAUUACAGUUGGAUCAAUCAUCAGUAAGAUAGUGCCAUCCUUGGUACCUUACACCGAAAUAGACUACAUCACUUAUAUGCAGCAAAUUGAAGUGAUUAAUAAUGGCGAGUUGGACUAUGACCUAAUCUAUGGCGAUAGUGGGCCAAUUGUUUAUCCUGCUGGCCACGUACAGAUUUACCAAAUACUAUACUACUUCACUAAUGGGGGAGAAUACAUCAAUACUGCCCAAAAACUCUUUGGAUAUCUAUUUACUAUAAGCUUACUUAUGGUGUUGGUAAUUUACUCGAUGGCUCCUGGAAUCCCACCGUGGACUUUGUACUUACUUAUUUCAAGUAAGAGGUUAAUAUCGAUAUACGUUUUGCGUCUUUUCAAUGAUUGUUUUACUACCUGGUGUAUGAUUGGAGUAACCCUCUUGUUGCAGCAAGCUUCAUAUUGGUAUUCGUCUAGCUCAACGAUCUCGUUUUGGUUAGCUAUCCUUGCGGCAGAUCUCUAUAGUAUUGCGAUAUCCAUCAAGAUGAAUGCUCUUUUGUAUUUUCCAGCUUUCUUAGUCGUUCUUUACUUUUUAAUGGGUGAGAAUGUCCUAAAGUUUUGCCUGGCUUUACUUGUCAUUCCAAUAGUUCAAUUGCUUGUUGGCUGGAAGUUCAUUUUACCAUUGUAUAAUGAUGAGGAAGCAAUUGCAAUCAGAAAUAACUAUUUCUCCCAAGCAUUCAAUUUCAAAAGAAAAUUUCUAUUUAAGUGGUCUGUAAAUUGGAACUUCUUAGGAGAGGAUAUCUUUUCUAGUGACUUAUUUGCAAAAGCGCUACUCGCAUUGCAUUUUGUUGUUUUAAUUGUGUUUUUCUGCACCAGGUAUACUAACUCCAAGAUCACUAAGAAACUGUUAAUCCAGCUAAUUAAAGACUUUUUUAAACCAUACCUGACAAUUUCGCCUCGAAACUCGUUUAUAAAUUAUAAAACAGGGCCCAAAUUGAUAUUGUUAAUCAUGAGUACUUGUAAUCUAAUUGGGGUAUUGUUUUCAAGAUCCUUGCAUUACCAGUUUUUGUCUUGGUACUGCUGGCAGCUACCUUUUUUAAUCUAUAUGACGAAUUGGAACAUAGUAAUUGGCCUAGGUAUUUGGAUAAUUCACGAAUAUUGCUGGAAUGUUUAUCCUCCUAAUACCAUUAGCUCUGGCCUUUUGGUUACUUUGAAUUCUGUAGUUUUAUUAGGUGUUUGGACUAAUAAGUCCGCAUGGUUAGACCCAGAAUCUGAUGAUGAAUUGCAAGCUAAAAAGCAAGAAUAG
Molecule: messenger RNA, 1404 nt
Organism: Priceomyces carsonii
Lineage: Eukaryota; Fungi; Ascomycota; Pichiomycetes; Serinales; Debaryomycetaceae
Product: dolichyl-P-Man:Man(5)GlcNAc(2)-PP-dolichol alpha-1,3-mannosyltransferase
Exons: 1
Coding region: 1-1404 (467 amino acids)
Cellular component (GO): endoplasmic reticulum
Molecular function (GO): dol-P-Man:Man(5)GlcNAc(2)-PP-Dol alpha-1,3-mannosyltransferase activity
Source: RefSeq, a predicted model, not a curated record